This is a messenger RNA of Hyla sarda, 7039 nucleotides long. It is a transcript of the gene GRAMD4, whose product is annotated as GRAM domain containing 4. The record is from RefSeq and is a predicted model, not a curated record. The transcript has 20 exons. NCBI's taxonomy places the organism in Eukaryota, Metazoa, Chordata, Amphibia, Anura, Hylidae. Gene Ontology annotation, biological process: negative regulation of toll-like receptor 9 signaling pathway; apoptotic process. The coding region runs from base 196 to 2022 and encodes 608 amino acids.
CGGGCGGCCGGAGAGCUGGGUCUGUGCCCGGCGCUGUCAGUAGGUGGCGGGGCCGGCGGCAGAGAGAGAGGGAUAAGCGGCUCAUGUGUGUGAGCUAGGCGGGGGCCGUGUAUCGCACCUCAGUCACACACCACCGCACUACAUAGAAGAAGAGGGCUGCGCGCUGGACCGGGGGCACCGGGAGCUGCUGCUUGGAUGAAAGUUUGCUCAGAUGCCGGUGCAGGCAACGUGAACAGUCAUGUUAAAGUGAAGCAGAAAGGUGCCGUGCAGAACAUGCUAAGGAGACUGGACAAGAUCAGGUUCAGAGGUCAUAAAAGAGAAGAGUUUCCUUACUUAGCUGAUUCUCCCAAUGCUUCUGACACAGAAUGUGGCGAUGAAAUCACACUGAAACUAUCUCGAUCAUCAAAAGAAAAUGAGGAGUUAAAGGACCCUGCUAAUUCAGUAACCAUCAUCAUGGCUUCUGGAAUACCAGAAUACAACCGGACAGAGACUGACCGACUCAACGAGGUUAAGGGGCACCUGGAAAUUGCCUUGCUGGAAAAACACUUUCUUCAGGAAGAGCUAAGGAAGCUAAGGGAAGAGACCAACAUUGAAACGUUAAAACAGGACCUGGAAAAGGAAAGGCAAAAAAGAGUAGAACUGGAACAGAAAAUGACAGAAUUAGUGAAAGCGAGAAGUGAAGAGUCUCUGGCACAACCAUCUUCAAAGGGGCAGUCUCAGAACAAUGGUGCAGAUAAUCCCAGAAAACAAACAAUGUGCUCUAGAGUUCAGAAAUGGUUUUACGAUCGAUUCGGUGAAUACAUUGAGGAUUUCCGGUUUCAGCCAGAAGAGAACACAAUUGAAACAGAAGAGCCACUAAGUGCUCGAAGAUUGACAGAAAAUAUGAGAAGAUUAAAGAGAGGUGCCAAACCAGUUACAAAUUUUGUGAAGAACCUUUCUGCCUUAUCAGACUGGCAUUCUGUUUAUACUUCUGCAAUUGCCUUUAUUAUCUACAUGUAUUCUGUGUGGCAUGGCUGGGCCAUCCCUAUGUUUUUAUUUUUAGCUAUUUUGAGGUUAUCCUUAAAUUACCUCAUUGCCAGGGGUUGGAGGAUACAGUGGUGCAUUGUGCCUCAAGUUUCAGAACCCAUAGAGCCUCCAAAGGAAGACCUUACGGUUUCUGAGAAGUUUCAGUUGGUUCUCGAUGUAGCGCAGAAAGCACAGAACCUGUUUGGAAAGAUGUCUGACAUACUGGAAAAAAUUAAAAACCUAUUUAUGUGGGUCCAGCCAGAAAUUACACAAAAACUAUAUGUUUGCCUUUGGGCGGCCUUCAUCGCAUCCUGUUUUUUUCCAUAUAGACUAAUUGGCCUCUGUAUGGGUCUCUAUGCUGGCAUCAAGUUUUUCCUCAUUGACUUCGUUUUCAAACGAUGCCCGAGGCUUCGAGACAAGUAUGACACUCCAUACAUUAUCUGGACAAACCUUCCUACGGAUCCUCAACUUAAAGAACGAACUAAUGUAACUGCAUCUAGAAGGCUGUCAGGGCAUGAAAAGAUGCAGUCUGUGUCAAGAAUUAAUGUGACCUCCUCUGCUCCACAAGCAACAAGCCGAGAUGACGAAGGAGGAAGAUACCAUACUACAAAAAAGAGCAGCUUUCAUGAGGUCUUCAGUUUAUCAGAAACAGAGCGCCCUUUGCCAGCUUGUGACACAGGCUGGCGCUGCUGUUUGAUUAACAGAGAUCGUAAAAUGCCCACUGACUACAUCCGAAAUGGUGUACUCUAUGUAACAGAAAACUACUUAUGCUUUGAAAGCUCAAAAUCUGGUUCAUCCAAGAGGAACAAAGUCAUAAAACUAACAGAUAUAACAGACAUUCAGAAGUACAAAGUUCUUUCAGUUCUCCCCGGAUCUGGCAUGGGAAUCGCAGUUACAACACCUUCAACACAAAAGCCUCUUAUCUUUGGUGCCAUGGUGCACAGAGAUGAAGCAUUUGAGACCAUCUUUCAACAAUAUAUAAAGAUCAAUUCAACAGCAACGAACAGUGACACAUAAGAUACACCUUUACCCUUCACCGUGACUUUCUAAUGUUCAUCUUGCCUUCUACUUUAGUAUUUUUUGCAAUAAUCCUACUGAAUAGGAGGAUUUUUUUGCUGUUACCAAGAGCAAGAAUUCUGUGUUUUAUAUUUCCUUACAUUUUUAAGCAUCUCUUCUUCCCUAACUUUUUUUAAUUUUUUUACGAUAAGUAAAAAUGCACAUGAAGUGGUUACCCAUGUGAUCAUUUCUCCUUUCAUGUGUUUAUUAUUUACGUACAUUUUAAUGUACAGUAUAAAUGUUUAAAAAGUCUGACAUUGGUGAGUCUUUAGUCAGAUAUAUUGUACAAGAGUACAGUUUCAGCAGAAUUUGUUACAUAAAGAAGUUUAAGCACCAUUUUUGUGCUGACUAAAUCCAGAUGAGUAUUAGAAACGUUUCUAAUAUUUAUCUCCUGAAAGUAAACAAUGAGACAUAAAAAUUGCACUUAUUAGUGUUUUCAUGUAAAGUUAUGAUGUCUGUAGCCUCUGGAAGCCAUAAUGCCUGAAGAUAAUCAUUUUCGCCACUGCAUUUUUGGUUAUCCAGCUUUGUUUUUAGGAUAUUGAUUCUGAUUCAAACUUUUCUUGUCAACUUAUUUUCAUCCAAAACCAAUAUUCACAGACAAGACUUUGUAAAGAGUAUUCCUCAUGCGACUGUAAUUUCCAAUAUGUGGUUUACACAGUUAUCAGCAGCACCUUAGGAUGUGAACCAAACACUUGGCUGAAAAAUAUCAACAUUUUCAUGCUUGUAAAUAAGGCUGAUUUCAUUCCUUAAUCCUAGAUUAAGUUCUCCAAUUUACAGUCAAAUGGAGGGUGUUUCUGUUUUGCCCUUUUUAAUCCAGCAUUUCACAAGUUGCACACGUAUUGUCAUUGGAGUGGAAAAAUGCUGAAAAUGUUUUUUAUUGUAGGACAUUAUUCACUCACAUACAUUCAUACUCUUUGUUAAACUGUAAGAUACAUUUUGUCCAAGUCCACCUAAAUGUUGGGGCUUUAGCUAACCAUCUAUUGUGUAUAGGGGGCUUCUCGACUCUCCCCUGAUGUCAAGGGAAAAGAAGGGCCAGUCAGGCUGGAUUUCAGUAUGCCCAUCAUUAUGUUGUUGUGGUAAAAAGCUGCCAGGUGUCUGGGAGCAGCCUUCUCCUUAUUCAGAAUAUAUACACUCCCAGCAGAGAUGGCCUAUUCUUCUGGCAGCUGAUAUAUAUUGCCAGCUCAUGAGUUAAGAGUCACAGACAUGUUAUUGUCUCAGUUGCUUGAUUCUCUGCAUAAUUUGGAGCUGUAAUUGAGACCAGUGGAUGGAGGGUAAUCCAUUAACCUUAAUAUAAAAAACCACCAUAAGUGGUCACCAUUUUCCCAUAUUUUCCAUUUACUAAAUAAAAAAAAUUCCCAAAGCUUUACUUAUAUGUUAAAAACUUUAUUUUUAUUUUUUUUAAGUAUGUAUUUUUUUUCUUUUUUCUUUUGCAUUUAAUAAAUCUUUGGGAAUGUUUGUAUAUAGUAAAUGUGAAAUAUGGGGAAUUUGUGACCACCAAUGGAAUCCUGGCAUAAUGACAAUUUUAUUGCAUUUUCAGCCCUGCAUGCUUGCUGGUGGCAAAAAAGUACUUUGGCUAAUAACUGCUAGACAUUAUACAAAUGGGAAAGCCUCUCAAAUUAUUUUUAUUGAUAAUAAGCUUUCAGUUGUGUAUUUCUGAGCAUUUCCUGUUAUGUGCUUUUCAGUCCUCACCGCAGUACAUUUAGCAGUAAUACAUUUUAGCUAUAAAAAAUGAUCUACAAUUGUGUUCACUAGUAAAGGAAAACUGACAGCUUAUUCACCUGCACUAAACCCAAUAACAGAGUUAUAGUGCGGGUAAACAGGAUUGAAAUGAGAUAUAACUUACCUGGAUAGACCCAUUAUAGCCGGUAUGGCUAAUAUGUCAAUCCCCGACUUUGCGCAAUGAAGGCAGGAUCCAGCAUGGAGACAGGAAUACUGGGUAUGCAGGAUCCCAACGUCAUUGCAUGAAGGCGGUGAUUAACAUUCUAACAAUGUCAGCUAAUAAUGGGUCUAUCUGCCAAAUCAGACUACAAAUCUGGGUAAGUUAUACCUCAUUUUAAUCCGGUUUACUCCCACUAUAUCCCUGAGUAUUGGUUUUAUUGGAAGUGAACUGAGCUUUGCUUUAAGACCAUAUCAGUACAUUCAAUGAGUUUAAUUGUUGCACUUAGAAUAUUUGUUUUGCCAUUUUUCACAUGCAGGCCAUGACUAUGCAGGCCAUUACCAUGAUUAAUGAUUUAGAGCAGGGAAAGGCUUUCCAUGAAUGUUAAAAGUUUAAAUGUAGCAGUGUACAUAGCUUUACAGUUACAGCAGUAUUUACAGCAGCAGGUCUGUAGUCUGUGAUAUCUAGGAACACUGCCAUAAGAAUCAGUUGUGUAUACACAUUUUUCUUUAUCGUACUAUAGUACUCUUGUACUGUAAAGCUGUUAUAUGAAUUAUAUAAGCUUAAUGGUGAAAACUUGAUAAAUGAAAGUCUAGUCCUUACAGUAAUUUACUAUUUUUAGUCAUGUUCCAAUUCAUAAAGGCUUUCUUUUCACUAUAUCUGAACUAUUUGGUACUAUUCUACCCAGUAAAGGGCAUAGGGAAGUGUGGCUAGAAGAACUAAGCUGCUUACUUUUGAUGGCAAAGAAACGGCAUUCAUCUCAGUUCUUACUCUGAAGCAGAGUGAAUUUUUGGUUAAGACUGCUUACAGUGUUGGAGGAACUAGUUAUUUCCCAGCCUUUGGAAGGGUAUAUAGUGAGCCCAAUUUACACCCAUUUUUUCAGUUAUUAUGGCAUUUUAGAGACUGACUGUAAGGGACCUGCUUUUGUCAUAGGAUUACAUUAGUAUCCUAUGUAUGUCAAAUAGUAAAGUAACAGUGGGGUACGUUUGUUUAUGAAGAUGUCAUUUUAGUUGAAUAUAAUGUGGAAACUUUCAUCCUUAUGUACAAGAUCUCUUAAAUCACGAUAUAUGAUAGAAAAUGGUCACCUUGUUAUUUGGUUAAAUGUGGUCAGUUGUCAUAGGUCACGUAUAUUGUUUACAAUGAAUAAAUGCCUUUCACUAUUGUCUCACGCUUGUUUCAGACCUUGUACAGUAGAUAAAUGAUCAAAUUUGUUUUGUUUCCACCCUCCACCCAACUGCCUCAUUAAAACCGGAAGAAAAAGGCAUACCUUGUGAGGCUCUGGUUGGAAAUGUAAUUUCAUCUGGUCCGCCCACUGGUCCUUCUGCUCCAUACUGAGUUACACAACUUACCAUUUUAUAGUUUAUCCAUAUAAAAUAAUGUCAUUUUGUUAAUAUGCUCAAUUACUUGCACUAGGUUCAGGUAAUGCAAUUCAACAGCAUUUUUUUUCUCCGAAUGAGAUACAUGUACAGUAUCAUGUGAGAAGACUUGUAUGUUUGAGUUAUGAAGCCUUAGGAUUGUAAAUGCAGCUGAGCUAUUAUACAGACUGUAUAAAACUUACUGGACAUAAGAAUAAAUAUUUCAGGCAAAUUACAACUUCUUUGUAAAAGGUCUAAGGUAGUGUAGAGGUUGUCUGUGGUAUUGCCCCCUAUCUUGUGGACUGUGGUGAGCUUUCUAUGUUCAAUCAAUGAGGAAUCUGGUGCUUUGGGGUCACUCUAGCUCUCCAUUAAAAAAUACACGCUAUUUAGUAUGUGCUAAGCAAGUGCAACAAUAGAUUGAUCUAUGUGAUAGCUGUAACAUAGUGUUCAACAAUAAACAUAUGCUGUACUUACAGCUUGUCCUUGAACAGCUGUUUGUCUCUCUAAUUAUGACCAUAGAUCCAGACUGUCCUUGUACAAACAAGGACUUCCAAAAAAGAUUGCUGCAGACCCAUCCAGUAACUUAUGGUUACAGGGGUACUCCGCCCCUAGACAUCUUAUUCCCUAUCCAAGGAUAGGGGAUAAGAUGUCUGAUGGUGCUGCUAGGGACCCCCGCAAUCUCUCCUGCAGCCCCCCGAGUCAUCAGCUCUAUGGAGCUAAGUUUGCUCCAUGGCUGAUGACUCACUAUACCGGGACAAGCGGUUCGUGAUGUCAUGGCUCCGCCCCCUCAUGACAUCAAACCCCACCCCUUUAUGAAAGUCUAUGAGAUUGGGCAUGGCCACCAUCACGACCCCUCCCAAAGACUUGCAUUAAGGGGGCAAGGCGUGGCGAGGAGGCGGAGCUAUGAUAUAACAAACCGCCGGCCCCUGUAUCAUGAGUCAUCAGCCGCAGAGCAAACUUAGCUCCGUAGAGCUGAUGACACUGGGUGCUGCAGGAGAGAUCACCGGGGUCCCUAGCAGCGGAACCCCCGUGAUCAGACAUCUUAUCCCCUAUCCUUGGAUAGGGGAUAAGAUGUCUAGGGGCGGAGUACCCAUUUAAGGGCUCAAUGUUUGCUGCCUUAAUGAUGGAGUAAAAACUAUAUAGUAAGUGCUAUACAGAUUGUGUUUAAGAGAUCUAUAGUUCUCUCGUUGUCCAUAAUUCUUCUUAGUAUUUACGGUUACAGCUUUAUGUUUAGUUUAAAUGAUCACUGUACUUUCAACCAACUGUAUUUAAAAUGUUGCUCUAUCUGUAUAAUCUGUUUUUAUAAGAACCUAUCAUUUGCCAUGCCAAUGACAACAGUAUGUGUUUUAGUGACUGCAAGGUAAAUAUAGAAGUAUGUGUCUUGUGUAAAGCAUACCUGCCGCCUAUACAGGUGAUCAUGUUGUGUGCUUUGACUAUUUAUCAAUUACCAAGAUAUCAGUUACAUCACUGUGGUAUGACCAGAUUCUAAAUGAGUCAGAUCCUGCGGUUGACUAAAGCAUUACAUAUUGGCCCUUAUUUACUAAGAGUGUUGUGUAGGUUUCUUUGUGGGUUUUAAUUCCUUACAAUUUAUUUUCCACGGUAUUUACUAAGGUUUCCCUACAUUUUCCACUUUCCCUACACUUUGCUUUUUUUUUUUUACACAUGUUCUGAUCUGUCUGCUUUUCCUCAGCUCAAAUCCACCACAUUUAUGUGGAAACCUUAGUAAAUAUGUUGGGUUUUUGUGAAA